Molecule: messenger RNA, 2344 nt
Organism: Zea mays
Lineage: Eukaryota; Viridiplantae; Streptophyta; Magnoliopsida; Poales; Poaceae
Exons: 3
Coding region: 659-1927 (422 amino acids)
Biological process (GO): zinc ion transmembrane transport
Cellular component (GO): vacuole; plasma membrane
Molecular function (GO): zinc ion transmembrane transporter activity
Source: RefSeq, a predicted model, not a curated record
CCCCCGCGCGCGCGCGCGCAUAGCCUGCCUUGCCAUGCCACAGUCGCUUUCCCCCCCUCCCUUAUCAGUUAUCACCCAGCCAAAAGCGAGGCCAGGGAGGGGUGGUGGGGACUCGGUCUUGUUCGUUUCCGCCGUCGGGUUUAUUCGCCGGGACCGCGGUUCCAUUGCUCUCUGCUUCUCUAGACACCGGCGGCCGUCGCCGUCCUCGCCAGCCAGUCCUACUCCUACCACUCGCCCGCUCGUCCGCGAGCGAGCUGAUGGGUUGCGUCGGUCGGCUCGGCUGAUUGGGUUCCGUCUUCCGUCCUCUCAAUCAUUCGGUUCCGCGACCUGGGGUCCUAAGACCUAAGCGUCGCGUCCGUCCAAGGCCACGGAGAGUCCUGGUGGCCGUGCGGGCACUGUGCGCCCGUGGAGGUGUCGUGUCUCGGUGCCCACACGACAACGACGCUCCUCUGCACCCCCGUCUCUACAAGUACCACCUGGCUGACUCCAGUUUCCCGACGCCAUUCCACGUAUCUCUUGUUUAGGCCGGGCUCGAGAGAGUUGGGCUCCGAAUCCUGGGUGGGUUUGGAGUUGGAGAAUCGCCUUCGUCGCUCGACCCAGAAAGAUUCGAUGCCUUCAGCCAUCUUGAUCCUGCCUGCCUGCGCGUGCCUAUCUGGUGAUGGUAUACGAAUCUGUUUAUGAGAUGGAGAGCCACAACCCAUCGCACUCUCAGAUCGCCGAAGUGACGAUGGACAUCGCAGCGUCAGCUUCUGGAGCGGCAGGGAGCAAGUUCUGCAAGGGCGCAGCCUGCGACUUCUCCGACGCCAGCAACUCCUCGAAGGACGCCAGGGAGAGGUCGGCGUCGAUGAGGAAGCUGAUAGUCGCGGUGGUCCUCUGCGUCGUAUUCAUGGCGGUGGAGGUGGUGGGGGGCAUCAAGGCGAACAGCCUGGCCAUCCUGACCGACGCGGCGCACCUCCUGUCGGACGUGGCGGCGUUCGCCAUCUCGCUGUUCUCGCUCUGGGCCGCCGGGUGGGAGGCGACGCCGCGGCAGUCGUACGGGUUCUUCCGGGUGGAGAUCCUCGGCGCCCUCGUCUCCAUCCAGCUCAUCUGGCUGCUCGCCGGCAUACUGGUGUACGAGGCCGUCGUGAGGCUCGUCGGCGAGAGCGGCGACGUGCGGGGGUCGCUCAUGUUCGCCGUGUCGGCGUUCGGGCUGGCCGUCAACGUUCUCAUGGCCGUGUUGCUGGGCCAUGACCACGGGCACGGCCACGGCCAUGGACAUGGACAUUCGCAUGACCAUGGCCACGGCCAUGGGGAUUCGGACGAUGGCCAUUCCCACCACGACGACGAGGAGCAAGAACAGGGCCGUGUCCAUCACCACGAGCACGGCCAUGGAGGCGCUAUCACUGUCACAACCCACCACCACCACCAUCAUCACGAUCACGAUGUUGAGGAGGCGCUGAUCAAGCAUGAGGGUACCCAGUCUGCUGGCAGAGCUGGUAAGAAGCCUCGGCGGAACAUCAACGUGCACAGCGCAUACCUCCACGUGCUCGGGGACUCCGUCCAGAGCGUCGGGGUCAUGGUGGGCGGGGCGAUCAUCUGGUACAAGCCGGAGUGGAAGGUCAUCGACCUCAUCUGCACGCUCGUCUUCUCGGUGGUGGUGCUGUUCACCACGAUCCGGAUGCUGCGCAGCAUCCUCGAAGUGUUGAUGGAGAGCACGCCCCGCGAGAUCGACGCCACCAGGCUGGAGAGCGGGCUCUGCGGGAUGGAGGGCGUGGUGGCCGUCCACGAGCUGCACAUCUGGGCCAUCACGGUGGGCAAGGUGCUGCUGGCGUGCCAUGUGACCAUCGCCAGGGAUGCGGACGCUGAUGAGAUCCUUGACAAGGUGAUCGGGUACAUCAAGACGGAGUACAACAUCAGCCAUGUGACCAUCCAGGUCGAGCGCGAGUAGGGAGCUCUGUCUUUGGCUGCUGUCUUGGGCAUAAAUGGCUGGCGCCAUUCGAGCUCUGGUGUGCUCGGUGGUGUUGUCUAUUGCUAGUCUAUUAGGCAGGCCGGGGGAAUUAUUUGCGUGGUGGUCGUCAGUCAGUCAGUCGGUGCAUAAACAAGGAUGAAAUUUUCGGUAAUGCUAUUGACAGCAUCGUGGUUCAUCGAACUGCAUAUUCUAGUACGCUGUGCCGUCACAUCUUGUGUAAGGUCACGUUUCUGUGCUGCGGUAUGGAAGAUGUGAAGUUCGUGGUUGGCAUGUUGCUAUUUGUUCUGAGCAUGCCUUGUCGUUUCAGUCGAAUGGACUUGUGGGAAAAAAAACUCGGCCAGAUGGUGGCGUGGAGGUACGCCUGUGGAUGGGUUAUAUCUAUAUUUAUUACUUUUA